GGCCCCUCAACUCCCUUCCCUCCCACCCCGCCACCGAACGCGAUAUCCCGAUCCCCCGAAUCCGUCGCGCCGCGCAAUCCAGGGCGAGACGUUUGUCGAUUGUCCCAACCCCCACCCCCAAGGCCGCGAGACGGCCGCGCCAAGUCGUCGCCAUGAGCUUCGCCAUCGAGGUGCCGGGCGAGACGAACCCGCUGAGCUUCCAGGCGCUCUGCCGCGCCCUCGGGUCCGCCACCUCGCCCGACUUUGCUCAGCGGCAGGCCGCCGGCCAGCAGCUCGCCUCGUGGGAGCAGCACCCGGGCUACUACUCGACCUUGCAGGCCGUCUACCUCGACAAGUCCAUGCCCACGACCAUCCGUUUCCUCGCCGUCAUCCAGCUCAAGAAUGGCAUCGACAAGUACUGGCGCCUCUACGCGCAGGUCAAGAACGGUAUCAAGCCCGACGAGAAGAACCUGAUCCGCUCCAAGCUGUUCCAGGGCACGCUCGACGAGGAGGAAAAGAACCUGGCCCUGCUCAACGCGCUGGUCGUGGCCAAGGUCGUGAGGAUCGACUAUCCCGCCGACUGGCCCGACGCCUUGCCCAACAUCAUCGCCCUGCUGCGUUCGUCCAAGGACAACAACCCGCGCCAGCUGUACGGCGCUCUCCAGAUUCUCCUCCGCGUCGUCAAGGAGCUCGGAACCGCCCGUUUAAGAAAGUCGCAGACGGCGCUGCAAUCCGUCACGCCGGAAAUCGUCUACGUCCUCGGCGAGAUCUACUCGGAAAAGUCGUCGGCAUGGGCCUCAUACCUGGGCAGCGGCCAAGGUGCCGAAGACGAUGUAAGCCUCGCCAUGCACAGCAGCCUCCUCGCACUCAAGGUCCUGCGACGCCUCAUCGUCUUGGGCUACGAGCGGCCACACACCGACAAGUCGGUCGAGCAGCUUUGGACCUUGUCCCAGAAUCAGUUCGGCCAGCUCCUCAACGUUGUCGACCGCGAGUCCAAGAACCCGUCUGCCGUCCAAGACCUCAUCGGGAAGCAUCUGAUGCAGUUCACGAAGCUGCACAUCGAUGUAGCUGAGCAACAGCCGGCGAGCUUCUCGAUGCUCCCUGAUUCGUUGUCGCUCGUCCACGCCUACUGGGACCUCGUCUCCAAGUUUGCCGAAGUGUUUGACAAGUCCGGCGGCAUCAGGCAAGGUUCAGGUGAUGCCGCAAAGGCCAAGGUUGAGGGUCCUCUCCAGGAACGGUUAGCGUUGAGAGGUCUGCUACUCCUCCGAGCCUGCGUGAGAAUCGCCUUUCAGCCCGUGCAGACCUUCAAGUACCGGACGCCAGAGACCAAGGCGGAGCAGGAGCAAGCCAAGGCCAUGAUCAAGACGGAGCUUCUCAAGGACGACUUUGUCAUCCCAAUCGCCAAUGCCAUCAUUACCCAUCUUUUCGUGUUCCGUAGGUCGGACCUCGAAGCCUGGGAGGAGGACCCCGAGGACUGGGAACAGCAAGAGCAGAGCGAGGGAAAUGCGUAUCAGUGGGAGGUGCGGCCGUGCGCCGAGAGGCUCUUCUUGGACCUUCUCACCAACUUCAAGCAGCUCAUCGUGCCCCCUCUACUGUCGUACUUCCAGACGGCUCAGUCGCCUCAGGCAGACAUAGCAACGAAGGAGGCAGUGUACACGGCCAUGGGCUUGGCUGCUGCCCAUGUCUGUAACGACUUUGACUUUGACUCCGUAUUGAAAUCCACCAUCGUCAACGAUGCGCAGCAGCAAGGCGGCCUCCACAAGGUGCUUCGCCGGCGGAUCGCCAUCCUCAUCAGCCAGUGGGCACCGGUCAAGCUUUCAGAUGACAGUCGGCCCGUGGUAUAUCAGAUCUAUCAGCACUUCCUCAACCCCAACGACGAGACCAAUGACCUCGUCGUCAGAAUUACGGCGGCCAGACAGCUACGAUGGAUCGCCGACGAACUAGGCUUCAGCACCGAAGCAUUCCUACCUUACACCUCGGAUGUGCUCACACAGCUUAUCCAGCUAACGCAGAGCGUCGACGUGGACGAAACAAAGCUCGCCAUUCUCGAGUCGAUCAGGAUCCUGGUCACCAGGAUGGAAGAGCAGGUCUCGCAGUUUGGAGAUCAGCUCAUGGCAGCCCUCCCCAGUGUCUGGGAGGGCUCUGGGGCGGAAGAAUACAUGAUCAAGCAGGCCGUCAUUGCGAUUUUCGCCGCCCUCGUCAUGAGCAUGGGAAGCAACUCUCAGCGAUACCAAAACUUGAUGAUCCCGUUAUUGUCCGAGGCUGCGCGACCAGGCUCGGACCUGCACGUGCAUCUCAUCGACGAGUCGCUCGAGCUGUGGAACUCGAUCCUCAUGCAGAGCCACGCACCGCUUGCUCCCGAGGUCAUCAACCUCGCCGAGAUGGCGCUGCCGCUGCUGGAGUAUCAGUCCGAUACCGCAUGCCAAGCGCUCACCGCCGUCGAGUCCUACCUGCUACUCGCGCCAAGCGCGAUGCUCGAAGAUCGACUGCGCCGGCCGACCCUCACCGCCCUGGCAGGAACGCUAGACUCUAAGAGCCGUGAGAUGGUGCGCGUCGGCACGGUGUGUGUCGAAUACCUGAUCCGCUCGGCCGCCGAGCUGGGAGGCUCAAGCGGCGUCUCCGUCAUCAUUCAAGACAUGAUCGAGACGGGCUUCAUGAGUAAGAUUAUGACCAACCUGCGGGAUGCCUGGGAGGCACACCAAACGACUGGUCCCAACCGGAGAGUCAGCAAGCUCAACACCGUCACCGAAGGAGAUUACUUUGCGAUACUCGGGCGGCUAGCCCUUGCCGAGCCCAACCUGUUUGUGCAGAUGCUCACCACGUUUGGCAGCGUCGACCAGGUCUGGGCGUGGCUCUCGUCGGAGUGGUUCUCCCACCUGCUCGGCAUGGAUCACCUUGAACGGCAGAAGCUGUACCUUCUCGGGCUGACGCGACUCCUCGAGGUGCAGUCCCCGAUGCACGAGCUGGUCCUCAGCAAGCUCCAAGACUACUUCGACAUGUGGACCAACAUCAUCAUGGAGCUGCAGGACGGCGUGGUCAACAAUACGGACACGCUCAUCACCGGGGAGCUGGAGGCGACCGAGUACGACACGCCAAAGACGGACGCCGAGCGGCGCAUGAUGAGCAAGGAUCCCGUCCACUCGGUGCACGCGUUUGGCUUCGUCGCGCCGCGGCUGCAGGAGCUGGUGGCGCGAGCAGGGGGCGAGGCGGCGUUCGAGGAGACGUGGGCAGCCAACGUGGACAAGGACGUGCUGGCAAGGUUUCAGGAGAUUGCCCGGGCGAUGCAGCAUCAGCAGCAGUAGCAGCAGCAGCAGUGAAAAGGACAAGGAGAAGGAAUCGGGUGGGCUUGUACACGACGUGACGAACCACAGCAUGACGGAUGGCAUUAGAUAAUGAUAUACCUGCGCG
Purpureocillium takamizusanense is the source of this 3387-nucleotide messenger RNA. RefSeq lists its product as uncharacterized. Gene Ontology annotation, cellular component: cytosol; nuclear envelope. The coding region runs from base 153 to 3281 and encodes 1042 amino acids. The transcript has 2 exons. Gene Ontology annotation, molecular function: small GTPase binding. Gene Ontology annotation, biological process: protein import into nucleus. The record is from RefSeq and is a predicted model, not a curated record. NCBI's taxonomy places the organism in Eukaryota, Fungi, Ascomycota, Sordariomycetes, Hypocreales, Ophiocordycipitaceae.